AUGUCCAGAGUCACAUCCUGCCUAGCCUCCCCAAGGGCCAAAGUCAAACAAAGCUGCUGCUAAUGCUCGCUUCUACUGUUUUGCAUAGUGCCAUUACCAGUAGUGCAGUACCUGUCAGCUUGUCCUGGUGUCACGAGCCGUCCUUGACUGAGCGCCUGUGCGCGUCGUUUGAGCUGCUGUCGACGUCGCAAGGCCGCCUGCUGUUUCAACUAACUACUUUCAAUCUAAUGGGAUUUACUGCACCUCCACCCUGUUGGGACUGGCUUGAAAAUGAAAUGACCUCGGCGCUUCAGACUUCAGUUUCAAACGGUUGCCUUCUCUGUCACAGUAGCAGGCUGCAGACAAUCCUGUUUGGAAACUGAGCGCUCGCUGUGAGCGGCCUGUGUACCAGGUAUACUCCGGAUAAGCUGGACCAACUCCUGUGCGCUGGAUCAUGGAGCAAGCAGAGUGGGGAAGGCAUCGGCCAUUGAGCGUCACACCGGAGCCGGAGCCAGAGCCCUCUGGAACACCACGACCAUCACUGUUUGCACUGGCAGCAGACGAGGCUACUGGAAAUGGAGAUGCUCCGCCUGCACGGCCAGUGCCGGCUGGUGAAGCAACAGAGACCAUCGCUGCGGCCCAGCUCCAGAGCAGCCAGGGCUCUGUGCAGCAGCAGGCUGAACAGUCCACCACCACCACGACGGCACACAAUCAGGGGAGAAGUACACCACCUUGCGAGGACGAUGGUGCGUAUGAGGACGUGGAUUUCACCGUCGAAGGUUCCGGACCGACACCAAAGUAUAUGGCACUGCGUAUCUUCAAGGUGGUUAUGAUCGGGGACAGUGGAGCGGGCAAGACCACUUUCAUCCAGCGACUCUGCAAGGGCUCCGUGGACCCGUCCACUCGCACAACAGUUGGAGUGGACUAUUUCUCGAAGCAAGUCCGGGUUGAUAAUCAAGAAACGUCACUCAAGAUCUGGGACACGGCUGGAACAGAAAAGUACCGUGCUAUUUCCCGGUCCUUUCUGCGUGAUGCCGAUGCUGUCAUCCUCAUGUAUGAUGUUACGAGCAGCACAUCAUUUACCAGUGUGCAUUCGUGGAUGGUAGAUGUGCAGGAAAAAGCCAGGCCGAGUGUGGUUGUUAUGGUAACUGGUAACAAGAUUGAUGUGGCUCCAGACGGCAGCUCGAGCAAGACCGUGCCGCAGGAUGUUGGCUCGAGUGUUGCCGAGUCCUACAAUGCUCUUUUUGCGGAGAUCAGUGCUUUGCAGGGAGACGGUGUUCAAGCCUGCUGUGUUUCUCUUGCACGGGCGCUUCAUAAAGCAGAAGAUGAGGAGCUGAGCAAAACAAGACAACUGGCCGAGAACAUUGCAGAGGGAAGAGAUACAUGUGCUUCCACACAACUAGACACCGAGCCGUCUCAACCAAAACCCUCCGGUUGCUGUACGUAACUUUACCAAGGGACUACGGGUAGUUUUGAAACAUACCUGCCGAAUUCACCGUUUCGUUCAGCUGAUUCUGACAUAGGAAGGAGCUCAUUUAAAAAAAAGAUACUUCAGCUUUAAACAUAGUCACAUGCAGCCGUAUACCUGGUCUCAACAUUUACAGUCUCAAUUGUCAAACAAAUAAUCCUGCGGAAUAUGCCCAAGCACCACUUCUGUACGCCAUUUUAAAACCUAUCCAACUAGGUUUCUUUGAACUUUGAUUUCAUCGCAUGCUCACCAGCUCACCUCUUGCACUAUGGACAUUGUCUCCCUGCUGCACCGUAUUGGAAGCCGAAUUCGUGCAAGUGACAAUGAACUGACCCUAACAAUCUGAGCACGAGUGUCUUUCCGUUUUCUUGCAUUCCUUUUCUUUCUUACAGUUUUGAUGCUGUGUAUAUUUAACUUCACGUGUUGUUCGCAAGCGCCUUUCUUACUUUUCUGGCAUCCUUGAAGAUGUACCACUAGUAAAUCCUGUCAGAUCUAAGGCGACAGGUUUACUUGUAGGCCCUACGCUUUGCGGUAGAUGAGCCGAUCAGACCUAUAUCGCCGGGCUGUUGAAUACUCACUCCUGCCAAGAA
This is a messenger RNA of Sycon ciliatum, 2037 nucleotides long. Its product is annotated as ras-related protein Rab-1C-like. The coding region runs from base 434 to 1426 and encodes 330 amino acids. Gene Ontology annotation, molecular function: GTPase activity; GTP binding. NCBI's taxonomy places the organism in Eukaryota, Metazoa, Porifera, Calcarea, Leucosolenida, Sycettidae. The transcript is spliced from 10 exons. The record is from RefSeq and is a predicted model, not a curated record. Gene Ontology annotation, biological process: vesicle-mediated transport.